AGGGAGUUUCUCAGUCCUCACACGGGAAUUCUCCACCACAACGUCUGAGUCUAGAAGCUGCCGAUGGAAACAGAAACAUAGAAAAUGUGAUUCUUGCGCAGAAAGUUGGAACCGAGAAGAGUUCAGACGUGGGCGGGUGUGUGUUUAAAAAAAGGGGGAGGGUGGAAACCCCACCAGCCAAGUCUGCAGAAAAAACUACAUGAAGUCUGCCUAUCUCGGGCCGGAGCCCCUCCCCUCAGGCCGCGCCGCAGGACCGCGACACAGGUGCCGCUCCCUCCCCGCCCGUAGAGGGCCCCGAGCAGGCCCAGCGCCGCCCCGCUGUCCCCAGCGCUCCGGCCGGCCGGCGCCCUGCACCCGCUGGAGAUGAGCAGCCUCAACAGCACGUCGUCGCCCGAACACGAAAUAGUCGAGCCUGAGAUUUUCAUGACGUUGGGUGCGAACAUCGCCAUCAUUGCAGGUGUGAUCGCCGCAAUAGCCAUCAUCCUGAUCUGCCUCCUUGUCAUCACUCUACGCUACAUGUAUGGGUACAAGGGCACAUACCACACCAAUGAGGCCAAAGGCACGGAGUUUGCCGAAAGCGCGGAUGCUGCCCUGCAGGAUGACCUCUCCCUCCAGGACACAGGUGGGGACAGCAGCAGAAAGGAGUACUUUAUCUGAGGGGUACCGAGUCUCCUCUCCCCUUAUGCCUCCUUCAACUCCACGAGGAAAGAGGCGCCCCACAGCCCCACCCUGCUACCUGGACCACCAGGCAGACCAUGAGAGCACCCAUCUCAUCCCAAGAUAUGCACCUGACCUGAGAAUUCUAGGUGCCAGCCUGGGGAGAGAAAAGAAAGGAGGAACUGAGCCAGGAGAGGCCUGUCCCAGGCACCCAGAGAUGCAGUGAUCACCCAGGAGGGAGAAAAUCUGGGUCCUUCUGGGCAGAGCAGUUUGUCAUCAGCAUGGUGUGAAAGUCCUUGUUGGGUGGGUGGGCCUGAGGGCUGGGGAAGCAAGGAAGUGAGUCAUCUGUAAACUGACUGGGGAUAAUGGCAUCAAAUGUCAGUCCUUGACAUUUAGGGGGAAUAACAGGUGCCAGAGCUAAAAGGCACCUUUGUCUCCCAUUGAUCCAUCUCUAAAUGAUUGGAAAUAAAUUUGAAAUGUAACCAAGCA
Molecule: messenger RNA, 1146 nt
Organism: Suricata suricatta (meerkat)
Lineage: Eukaryota; Metazoa; Chordata; Mammalia; Carnivora; Herpestidae
Gene: GYPC
Product: glycophorin C (Gerbich blood group)
Exons: 3
Coding region: 364-657 (97 amino acids)
Cellular component (GO): cortical cytoskeleton; membrane
Source: RefSeq, a predicted model, not a curated record